This is a messenger RNA of Penicillium macrosclerotiorum, 990 nucleotides long. Its product is annotated as pectate lyase family protein. Gene Ontology annotation, molecular function: pectate lyase activity. The record is from RefSeq and is a predicted model, not a curated record. NCBI's taxonomy places the organism in Eukaryota, Fungi, Ascomycota, Eurotiomycetes, Eurotiales, Aspergillaceae. The transcript is spliced from 5 exons. Bases 1 to 990 code for a protein of 329 amino acids.
AUGGCCCCAUCCAAGUGGAUUGCCGCCGCACUUGCCGGCUACUUCUCUGGUGUCGCCCUAGGAGUGCCGACCUCCGCCUCGAGCUUCUCUGAAAGGCAGUUUGUGAAGCGUGCAAGUAUCAACGAUGCUGCAACAGGCUACGCUAGUGAGAACGGUGGCACUACCGGUGGUGCUGGUGGCACAACCACCACUGUGUCGUCAUAUGCGGCCUUCACUUCAGCAGUCUCUGGCGAUAGCGCUAAAGUUGUCAUUGUCAGCGGCACGAUCACCCAAACUGCUGAUCAGGUUCGUGUUGGCAGCAACACCAGCAUCAUCGGCAAGAAUUCAAAUGCAAUUUUGAAAAAUUUCGGCCUCCUCGUGAAGGAGGAGUCCAACGUGAUCAUCCGCAACCUGGGAAUUCAAAAAGUCCUGGCAGACAACGGAGACGCAAUUGGCAUCCAAUACUCCAACAAUGUCUGGGUCGACCAUUGCGAUGUCUCCUCGGACAUGGAUCAUGACAAAGAUUACUACGAUGGACUCAUUGACAUCACUCAUGCAGCCGACUAUGUCACGGUCUCCAACACCUUCAUUCACGAUCAUUGGAAGGCUUCUUUGAUUGGACACUCCGACAGCAAUGGCGAUGAGGACACUGGACAUCUGCAUGUUACCCAGAACAAUAACUACUGGUACAACAUCAACUCUCGUACACCAUCCAUUCGCUUCGGUACUGGGCAUAUCUACAACAGUUAUUUCGAGGCAGUUAAUGAUGGUAUUAACACUCGGGAUGGUGCUCAGGUUCUUGUGGAAUCUAACCAAUUCGUGGGUUCGGACAAGCCGCUCUACUCAACUGACGACGGUUAUGCCGUGGCGAACGAUAAUGACUUUGGGGACGGUGAAAACACUGCCGAGGAAGGCACCUUGACCUCUGUGCCUUAUGACUAUGAUUUGGUGGGCUCUGCCAAGGUCAAGAGUGCAGUUGUUGGGACUGCUGGUCAAACCCUGACCUUCUAA